GACAAAAUAUCAAUAACAAAAUGUUCUCUAAGGUUCUGUUCUUCGUUGCCAUGACUGCAGUAGUGGUGGCUCAAGAUCACGGUCACGCGUUCUCAUCAAAUCAUAUCUCACGAUAUGACGGACAUCACGAGGCUGUACACGGACACGGUCAUGGACAUAUUGACUAUUUUACUCAUCCAAAAUAUGAGUUCGAUUAUAAAGUAGAAGAUCAUCAUACUGGAGACCAGAAAUCACAGCAUGAGCACCGCGACGGUGGUGCUGUGAAGGGAAGUUACUCAUUGCACCAACCAGACGGCUCUGUCAGGCAUGUGGAGUACUACGCAGAUGAUCACACCGGAUUUCAUGCAGAUGUAAAGUACAGCACACAUCAUCUUCAUCACCAUUAUUGAAUUAUAUAAAGUCAGUCAUAGUUU
Messenger RNA from Papilio xuthus (Asian swallowtail), 413 nucleotides. RefSeq names its product cuticle protein 7-like. Gene Ontology annotation, cellular component: extracellular matrix. Lineage: Eukaryota; Metazoa; Arthropoda; Insecta; Lepidoptera; Papilionidae. Bases 21 to 389 code for a protein of 122 amino acids. The transcript is spliced from 4 exons. The record is from RefSeq and is a predicted model, not a curated record.